GGAGCCGCGGGCUGGCGGGUCGGGGUGAGGGGAGCCCUCCCCUUCCCUUCCCCUUCCCUUCCCCUUCCCUUCCGAGCCGAGCCGAGCCGAGCCGGGGAAGGCGCCGCCGCGACCCGUCCUGUGCCGCCCGCAGCAUGGUCUGGAAAACUCUGCCGCUGCUCUGUGCCCUGCUGGCCGCCGCCCGGCUGCGAGCGGAGGAAGAGCCGAGGAGCAAAUCUAAAAUCUGUGCCAAUGUCUUCUGCGGAGCUGGGCGGGAAUGUGCAGUGACGGAGAAGGGAGACCCGACCUGCCUCUGCAUUGAGCAAUGUAAACCUCACAAGAGGCCUGUGUGUGGCAGCAAUGGCAAGACAUACCUGAACCACUGUGAGCUGCACCGUGACGCCUGCCUCACUGGCUCCAAGAUCCAGGUGGAUUAUGAUGGGCACUGUAAAGAGAAAAAGUCUGAGAAUCCAGCUGCAAGUCCAGUUGUCUGCUACCAGUCGGACAGGGAUGAGCUUCGUCGCCGCGUCAUCCAGUGGCUGGAAGCUGAGAUUAUCCCAGACGGAUGGUUUUCCAAGGGCAGCAACUACAGUGAAGUCCUGGACAAGUACUUCAAGAGCUUUGAUGACGGCGAUUCUCGCCUGGACUCCACCGAAUUCCUGAAGUUUGUGGAGCAGAAUGAGACUGCCGUCAACAUCACCACCUACAUGGACCAGGAGACCAACAAGCUGCUCAGGGGACUCUGCGUAGAUGCCCUCAUCGAGCUGUCAGAUGAAAAUGCUGACUGGAAGCUCAGCUUCAAUGAAUUUCUCAAGUGCCUCAGCCCAUCCUUCAACCCACCAGAGAAAAAGUGUGCCCUGGAAGACGAAACUUACCAGGAUGGAGCAGAGACCCAGGUGGAGUGCAACCGCUGCGUCUGUGCCUGUGGGAACUGGGUGUGCACUGCCAUGACGUGCGAAGGGAAGAAUGAGAAGAUGCCUGCUGGGAGACAGCAACCUGAUCAAGACUUGACUGAGGAGGAGCUAGCUAGAUACGUUCAGGAGCUGCAGAAGCAUCAGGAGACGGCUGAGAAGACCAAGAGAAUGAGCACCAAGGAGAUGUGAGGGGCCUCCACACCGGAGGAGCCCGGGAGGAUGGGCCCAACCUGCUGCCCCGUCCUCCAGUGCUGAUCUCAGUAUGCACAAGUGUCUGCUACAGUUGCCCAGUCACAGAUAUUUACAUUGUAUAGCGAUGGGUUAUUUGUUUUGUAAUACACAGAGAAUGGGGCCAGGAAAGGGGAGCAGAGCCCACCUGUUCAGGGAGCUUCAUUGCUGGGGCUUUGGAAGGCUGGGAGGCAAUUGCAGCAGCCCCUGGGACCCUUUCCCAGAGCAGGCAGCUGUUCCUCCCAGGAGCUAACAGGGAUUUCUCGUUCCCCUGGAUCUGGGGAAAGGACGGAGGUCAGUGCUGGAUAGAAAAGGGGAUCUUCAAUCGAUACAAUUGUCAGCACCAGCCUUGGCUGCAGAAAUACAGGCCGGACAGUUUUGUGGCUGGGUAUGUGUGCUGCAGGGCAAUCGUUAGCCAAGGACCUUGCCCUGCUUACCCUCCCCUUUGGUUCGAGAUCCUCAAAGCUGGUCAGCCUCGUGUGACACCUGGAAGUCGUGGUGCCAUGCCGCGGGCACCAGUCCAGCACGUUCCUCCUUGCUUUCCACCGGACUGUCCCCAGCAGCUCCUCCAGUACAUUGUGGGCUCCAACACACGGUUCCUUGUGACCUCAUCUCACUCUUACUCCCCCUGCCCUCUCUUUUAAAGGUGCUAUCAUAUUUUAUUUUCUUAUCACAUUCACAUGCUGACUCCCCCUUUUGUUUUGUUUUGUUUUUAUUACUUUAUUUCCUAUGGUAGUAAUGCAGCGUUUGUAUGUCUCGUAGCUCUAGAUCUUUCAAGAAAACCCAGCCUGUGGGUUUUUUUUCAUUGACAGUGCUGUAAUGUCCGUGCACAGUUUGUACCACACUGCACUCAGCCACCACAAACACCACAAGCGACUUGUGAGCCCUAUGCUACAGGGUAUUUCUCAGUCGGGGACUGCAGCGUCCCUGAUGGGACAAAGAGACAGGGCUGGAUCUAACAAGUUCCACCAGACCCAGACUGACACUGCAGCUCUCUCUGUCUCUUGCUCCCUUGGCUAGCACUGACUGUGCUCAAAGUCCAUGCCCAGGCUUCCCUAAAUUGCCCAGGGGGGAUCUGCGAGGUAGUCUAGAGAGAGAGGGACCAGGCAGUCACGUUAGUAGAGUAUUUAAAAAGGCUUAACUACAGAGAAAACUUCAGUUGGGGUCCUGGGCUGUUAGCCAUCAUCUUGGGUUUUUCAUCUCCCUCUGGGGUAAGGCAGCAGCAUUAUUCAUUGAUUUCAGGUGUGAGUUUGGAGUGAGGGCUGGAAUCGUCAUUACUGACACAUUUCACAGAUCAGACCAUCUGUGACCGCCUUCACAUCCCUUCAUGGGUCAUUGUCAUUUGACAUGUUUCUCUGAGCAUUGGUCCUAGUUAUGACAUGCUGUUUUGUUCACAAUCACCUCUCUAGCCUCAAGCCCAGCUGAUUUUCUCUUGCAGUUGUCAAAUCUGUUCCAUACACCUAGACACCUGAACAUCCUGUGUCCACAUUCCCUUCAUGCCCCUGCUGUGCAUCCCAAGCAGUUGCACAUAUCCAUAUGACUGCCUGAGAUUUCUAUCUUCCUGUUUGUGGACAACUUCAGCAAUUGUUGCCAAGUGUCUUGCAGUCCCUGGUGCUUACUCAAGCGAAACUCCACUUGCAUCAGCAGAAGCAUGUUCUGCUUGAGAGGAGAUCAGCAGGGCUUGUGUCCCAGCCUUCCCCUUCUGGCACAAUGUUUUCCUUGGAGAGGAAGAAUGAGCUGGUGCCUAGCAAGCGUAGGAAAAGAAGAAAGCUUGGUCCCUCCUGUGGUCUCACCUGAGAGCCGUAUUUGUUCAAAGUUGUCUGGUCUUUGAGCUAUUCCCCUGGUGUGAAUCCAGAGGACUUCCACUGACUGACACAGUGCCACAUUUGCAGUGGGAGUCAUAACCUACCCUGCCAUGCUUGGAGGCUUUGGUGUAAUAAAUGCAGAAGGGCUUGCUCUUAGGGGCUUCUUCUCCCAUGAAGGUCCAGAUGUGAGAAGCUAGCACCUGUGAUGGGGAGGGGAAUGAGCCCACAGGAGCCACAGGGAAUGCAGGACAGCACUACGCUGGGAGUCACUGUUUGUGUUCUGGUGGCAGGGGAGGAAGUGGUUGGUGGAACAGGAGCACCCGUUAGACACCCCCCAGCUCCUCCCCACCAGGAUGAGCAAAGCAGCUUCAUAUGCUGGAUCUGGAGUCACAGGAACGUGGUUAGUAAGUGUUUUGCUUUAUUCUGACCCUGCUCUGAAAGGUAGUUCAUGCCUCCCAGCUCGCUUCCUUCCAGUUUGGAUCGUUAAAGUGCCUUAGAGAAAACACAACAGCUUGCCUUAAAGGCUCUCCCUGGAUGGGAAGAAGAUCUCAUUGUCCAGCCAGGAAAAUCUCCAGCUGGGAGAAGGAAAAGCAUGUGCAGGAAGGGGAGGCUGAUGAUGGCAGAAGGUCUGUAGGCUGCAGUACGCAGUGCAUUUUUGUCCCCUUCCUGUCUCCUGUGGGCAUGCAGUCUGCGAGGAUGGCUCCUGGGGCUGGCUGGAGAGUUGUGUGCUGGCAGUUGAGGUUACAGAGCUUGCACUUGGACUGAAGGCCGAGGGGUGUGCUGCUCUUUCAGGAAAGAUAAGCUCUCUGACAAGCCAUAUAACAUAUCCUAGGGUAGCCUGGGAUAGGGGCGCAGGGAACGUGCCCCUGCAGAAAGAGCUGCCUCCAGUGGAGCUUUAUCCUCCUUGUGCCCUCAAAAAGCAAAUGUACCUGUGGCAAACGGUGCCAGUUCAAAGGGCUACGGUAACCAAAAGAGAGCAAAACCUCUUGCCUCCCCACACCGAGGGGAAGGGCAACCAUUCAGUGAGCGAUGCCCACAUCAGGCUGGUGGGUUGUUCAUGUUUGCAGGGUGACUCGGCUGCUGAGGAAGGAAGUGUUGAAUUCCAGGUGUUGCCUUCUAGGACAAGAGAUUGCAAAGGGCAGGGAAGGCGUUUUGUUUUGUUUUGUUUUGUUUCAAAAAGCCAAAUUUAACAAACAAAAAGUCCCCCUCCUCCUUCUAUACUCCCUCCUGUACGUGUGUGAAAUUUAUCAGUAUUCUGUAGGUUUCCUUAGUGCACUUAUUUUACUUGAUUUUGUAAUUUUUUGAAGCAGGGGGGGUUGGAUAUUACUGCCAAAUAAAACAAAAUUUAAAAAAUAA
Messenger RNA from Cygnus atratus (black swan), 4282 nucleotides. It is a transcript of the gene FSTL1, whose product is annotated as follistatin like 1. Bases 135 to 1082 code for a protein of 315 amino acids. Gene Ontology annotation, biological process: multicellular organism development; cell differentiation; regulation of BMP signaling pathway. Gene Ontology annotation, molecular function: protein binding; calcium ion binding. NCBI's taxonomy places the organism in Eukaryota, Metazoa, Chordata, Aves, Anseriformes, Anatidae. The record is from RefSeq and is a predicted model, not a curated record. The transcript is spliced from 11 exons.